AUGAAAGGAAAGAAGGUCGUCAAGACGAAGGAAGACGUGAAGGUAAUGACCGAUGGGAAACUGACCCAUAUCAAAUGGAUGUACAAGAAAGAAAUCAACGUGCUGACAACCAUCCAUGACGCUUCUUCACAGUGCACAGACCGUCAUGACAGAGAUGGCAACCCUGAUGACAAAUUCAAGGCUCUCAUCGACCACAACAAGUACAUGGGCGCUGUAGACCGGUCAGACCAGAUGGUCCAGUACAGUUCUUUCAAGAGGAGGACAAUGAAGUGUUGGACAAAGCUCUUUAUUCAUUUGUUCAUGCUGGCAGAAUUAAAUGCAUACCUACUGUACAAGGCCACAGCAGUAGCAAACAGGGGGACAGCAAUCAGCCACAGAACCUUCUGCCACAUGAUGUGCAAGGAGAUGGUGUCAUUCGCCCCCAUUCAAGACGCCAGAAGGAGGAUACUUCCUAGUCCAGGCGCAGACCAACUGCACAUGCUGACUGGUCGUCACUUCCCCUCCAAGGUGCCAAACCAGGGACAAAAAAGGAAGCAGCCAUACAUGAACAGCUUUGUCUGCUCAAAGACAAGCCAAAGGCGACGACAGCCUAAAAGCUGCACCAAAGAAAGUGUCAACGACCAUCGAGUGCAGGAUCUGUGA
Aplysia californica (California sea hare) is the source of this 642-nucleotide messenger RNA. RefSeq names its product piggyBac transposable element-derived protein 4. Lineage: Eukaryota; Metazoa; Mollusca; Gastropoda; Aplysiida; Aplysiidae. The transcript has a single exon. The record is from RefSeq and is a predicted model, not a curated record. The coding region runs from base 1 to 642 and encodes 213 amino acids.